Canariomyces notabilis is the source of this 2880-nucleotide messenger RNA. RefSeq lists its product as uncharacterized. The transcript has a single exon. The coding region runs from base 259 to 2655 and encodes 798 amino acids. The record is from RefSeq and is a predicted model, not a curated record. Lineage: Eukaryota; Fungi; Ascomycota; Sordariomycetes; Sordariales; Chaetomiaceae. Gene Ontology annotation, cellular component: plasma membrane. Gene Ontology annotation, biological process: actin filament organization; cell motility.
UCUGUAACUAACAACGCCCGGUAGUUUGCCAGGAGGCAUCGCAGAUCGUCAAACCGAGCAUGAAACGAUUCGACAGACCAGAACUCGACUCGACCUCUACCCCAAUCAAAUAUUCAACUUGGGCGGGUACGCAAUGCCCAUGACGGGCUGAACGGCUGUCACAUCCUCUCAGCCAGGAGUCGAGAGCAACAGAAAACGAUAGGAAAGCCGACUCCGGUCCUCGACCCCGAUUCUCGACGACCGCCAGCGACAACCACAAUGGAUCAAGCCGAUAUCCCCGCGCUUCUUGCGCGCCUUGCCUCAGACGAGGAUGCCGCCCGCAAAAUGGCAGUUUUCAAGUUGCAGUCGUCCAUCAAUGACCCGGCAUUCGCCGACGUCUUCAUCUCGUCGGGCGGGCUCAUCAUCCUUCGCCGCUUGAUCAUGACCGCGGGCGGCAACACGCUGGCAUACUCGCUUCAGAGCCUCACCCGUCUUCUCGAGGUCGACAUGGGCUGGGACAUUUUCGAGGGCCCGCAGGCCGGGGAUCUGGUGGAACGCAUAGUCGAGCUGAUUGUCACCAACCCGCUGGUCAACAUCCUCCGCGGUGCUAUGUCGAUUCUCGUCGCUCUCGUGUCCCACUCGCAGUCGUCGCCCCUUCCUCCUUCCUCUCCGCCGGGCAACAACCCCCUUACUCCGACGCGCGGCGGCGCGGCGGCCCGCGCACCCGGGACUUUUGGCUUCCGCGCCCUCAAGCCUGCCGUCGCCGUCUAUCCACAAUUCUUCGAGCUGGUCAUCCAACAAUUGCAGAGCGCCGACCACGCCCUGUGCGCCAACGCGCUGAUGCUGAUUAAUGCGUUGAUUCGGGAUGCCGUGUCCAACGACUACAGCAGCGCGACGGUCGCCGCUGCGGUCGCCGGGUCCGGGCAGUCGACCAAAGCUUCAUCGGCGGCCGGCGAGGAGUGGAGCAAGUUCAUAAAGCGGCUGCAGGAUCUGGGGCUGAUACGCGCCGUGUACAACUUGUUGCAGAGCUCUGCGCUGCAGGACCUGGCCCACCCACUGCUGGAAUUCCAGUCCCUGACCAAAGUGCUGCUGAGGAAAUGGAGAGAGGUGCGGGUCGAUCUGGAGAGACCCGAGCACAGGAGGGCUCUAAAGGGGCUGCAUCUUGCCAGUGCGCCUGACAGGAGACAUGCCAAUGGCGCGUCUGGCGCGUCUGGCGCGGCGGCUACCCUUUCGGCCCCGGCCGUGGACAAUGGAGGAGAUGCUGCGAAGAAGGGCAGCAGGAGGCAUAAUCCCGAGAAAUGGCGGCGCCUGGGGUUCGAAACGGAGUCGCCUGCACUCGAGUUUGAGGCGGCCGGCUUCCUGGGCUUGAUGGACUUGACCGACUAUGUGAGGAAGAACGAGGACGGGUUCCAGAAGUUGCUGCUUGAGCAGUCGACCAGGCCGCUGAACGAACGGUGUCCCAUAGCAAGGGCCAGUCUCGCUGUCACAAUGAUUCUCUACGAUCAUUUUGAGGUGGAAAAGGCCGAUUUGGAGGAUAUUAGGGGCUUCCUCGCUCUGAACGACCCCAAGACCAAUGACAAGCUUUUCAGGCCCUUGCUGCUCCAGUGGUCGCGGCUUCACACGGCGGGUCUGCAUGCCUUCUUCCGUAUGUGGAAGGCAACGGGUGCGCAACGUGAUGACUUUGACAAGGUCGCAGAACUGGUGCGCGUCCUCAUCGAACAGGUGGUUGGACAGGCCAGCAGAACCAAAGAUGUCCUCGAAGUCGAGGACGACUUGCAAGAGUACGACGCCGCUCGGCUGAGGGAACUGCAGAUGGAACUUGUCGAGCUUACGUUCGAGGAUCAAUGGGGACCUCACCUCUUCCAGGUCCGUGAGGAGCUUAAACACGAGGCUCUCCAGUUCGUCAAGGAGCAGCGCAUCCGCUGCUUGCUCCAAGGCAGUUGGUUCUCGAAACCGAUGCCGCGGAGCAACAACAGCAGCGGCACGGCCAACCAAGAUGGCUACCAGAAACGGCGACUGUACCAGCCGUGGCGGUUUGCCAAAUUAUCGCACAACCGGCGAUACCUACAUUACGCCGAUUUCCCAGAGAAACUAGCAUACGACCCGGGGCUGGACACGCUGACCGAGAAAGUCGACCUCGGCACGAUCACCUCGGUGGUCUCCAACGUAUCAGCGCCCAACGAAGCGGAGGGGUUAGGAGAGACGGAAGGCGGCAGUAACGCCUCUGCAAGCACAACGACAAUACGGAACAACGGCGCGGCAAUACCAAAUAAACCAACCACAAAGAUCACGAUAUACAGUUUUGCGGACGACUCGCCAACGAAACCGGACGGAACGGCUACUCCCUCGGAAGCCUCAGCAUCAGCCGCGGGACGGGUCGGUGGCGGUGAAGGAGGGGGAGGAGGAGGAAGCGAACCAAAGGAGCAGCCCGUCCUGACACUCUUCCCGCUGAAUCACAGCGUUGCCUCGGAGUGGCUCGACGGCCUGCUCAUGCUGCUCAACCAGGCGCCCAUCACGUCCGAGACCAACAAGCUCGUGAGGCUGGUGAGCGAGUACGGCCUCAAGAUCAGGCUCUUGAACGUCAGGCUGGAGCAGAUGUAUGCUGGGCCGGGCCACGGCGCUGGGAUAGUCCCCAGCCGGGAGGGACUGGAUGAGGACUAUUUUUACGAGAUCUAAUUUGAUAUGGUUUUUAGUUUUCCUUUUUCUUCCUUUUUAUUUCUGCUCGUUCUCUUCUCGGUCAAAUAAUUGUUCUUGUUCCUGGGCGGCAGAUACCCUACGUAUACAUACCCUCUACUUUUCAUGACAUUUACGCUCAAAUGAUAGGUAGUAUCCUAAUGAAGGCGGUUCUCGAUCUGAAAUCCACACACAGCAGGAUAGUAUCAUAGAGGAGAAACCGCUAAC